Sungouiella intermedia is the source of this 393-nucleotide messenger RNA. The record is from the annotation of a GenBank genome assembly. NCBI's taxonomy places the organism in Eukaryota, Fungi, Ascomycota, Pichiomycetes, Serinales, Metschnikowiaceae.
AUGCCCAAACGACUGGCCAAAAAACCAACGUCUGGACUGAGCAAUCAAGGCAACACUUCUGGUAAUACUAUUUGCAGCGAGAGCACAGAAGUGAACAACCAAGGCAUAGUAACGCAUUUGAUCAGCUUAUUGACUCCAAGAAUGCUGGAAUCACCAAUUCGUUCCCAAUCUUCAAGCUCAGGAGCUUCCCAGGUCAGCGACUACGAUGAGGAGAGAUUGAAGAACAAGAAGCAUAUUGAAACGCUUCGAAAGUCACUCCAGAACCCAAAUUUGUCACCAUCUGUUAGGACGAUGUUGGAGAAUGGACUUCGGGACUUUGAAAAAACCGAAAGAGACUACGAAAACAUGCUUCCGAAGUAUACAGAUCUGCAGCCACCUCCAUAUAGAGAAUAG